Mercenaria mercenaria is the source of this 4031-nucleotide messenger RNA. Its product is annotated as ADAMTS-like protein 1. Gene Ontology annotation, cellular component: extracellular matrix. Bases 184 to 3231 code for a protein of 1015 amino acids. The record is from RefSeq and is a predicted model, not a curated record. Gene Ontology annotation, biological process: extracellular matrix organization. Lineage: Eukaryota; Metazoa; Mollusca; Bivalvia; Venerida; Veneridae. The transcript is spliced from 16 exons. Gene Ontology annotation, molecular function: metalloendopeptidase activity.
AUUUUAUCUUUUCUGCACGUUAAUUGGUUAGGAUGGUAUAAACAAAAUUUCUGGCUAUUUAUUAAAGUCACGCCGCAAAUUCUUUCUCACUUAUUUUGCAGUGAUAGGCAAUCAUGUCUACUAGAUGUCGUUUAACAGAAGCUAAGCGGAGCUCCUGUCCUCGUCAGUAAGGAAAUUGUAAGGAUGAAUAAACUUCUACUGGAUGUGAUCAUAUUGUGGAUUUGGCAACUGACGCUGGUGAUAGCCUACAAUAUCAGUGCGGAGUGGGCAGCAUGGGGAGAAUAUGGCAACUGCUCGAGGCCCUGUGGCGGAGGACUUGCCAACAAGACCCGGACUUGUUUAGGGGCUUCGCAGACAUGUCCGGGCACUGGUAUACGUUACAAAGUCUGCAACACCUUGGGCUGUGGAAGUGAGGGCCUCUUUAUCAGGGACAAACAGUGCCAGUCAUUUAACAAAGUUUCCAUCAAAGACAACUACUUUAAUUGGGUACCGUACCAUAGUUCAGCAGAGCCAUGCGCACUUUAUUGCCGAACUGUAGAAACUGGUUUCAUUCUGAAAAUGCAGAUUCGUGCAUGGAACGGGACUGCUUGCGGAAAGCAUGGAGAAGGUGUUUGCAUAGGAGGUCGCUGCAGGAAAGUCGGCUGUGACGAUAUCGUCGGCUCCAAGAGAAAACUAGAUCCUUGCGGAGUAUGUGGCGGCGACGGAACAUCAUGCGACACAGCACGUGACCAUAAGAAACAACAUCACGAAGCUGACGUCAAACGGUUUCAUUGGGACAUAGGAUGGAGUAUGUGUUCCAAGACCUGUGGGAAAGGAUUACAAGUUCCGUAUGAGGUGUGUAAAGACUCAAACACGGGACUAGAAGUCAGCUCCACGUUCUGUCCAAGCCUCGCUAAACCAUCCCUUCCAAAGACCAGAGAGUGUGAGGAAAGUUCCUCCUGUGCUUAUAGGUGGCAUACCUCUAAAUGGGGACUAUGUAGUCGUACAUGCGGAGAUGGUUUCAAGUAUCGCCGAGUGGUAUGCCUCAAACAUCAUAACUCCAGCACAGAGCACGCGCUAGACCGGAACUGCAUCGAUGUGAGACCGGAAGGAAAAGCUCCGUGUUACCUCGGGGACUGUCCCGAAUGGCAGACUGGACCAUGGUCUCCUUGUUCUGUAUCUUGCGGAUACGGUCAGCAGAAACGAAAGGUUGUUUGUCAAGCUUCGUUGUCAGAGUUAUGUUACACCGAGCACAAACCUGCAACCGUCCAGAAAUGUUACGCCGGAAAGUCAUGCGAUUUAGGAGGCUUCCAGCAAGAUGAUUCUUCCGUCUCAGAACACGAUUUCUUUGACGAUGCUAGGCUCCAAGAUUUGUUCGUAUUGCCAAGAUUCGAGCUUUCUACGUGGGGUCCGUGCUCGGUGACAUGCGGUGUUGGUUACAGGCAUAGAAAUGUCACGUGUAUAAAAGACAGACAGCUAGUGCCAAUUUCUAAAUGUGAAGGAAUCGAGCCUCACUCAAAACGAGAGUGUCAUCAAGGCAAGUGUCCACUGACAACUUCCGGUGACGCAGCGUUCGUCUGGCGUCACCGGAAAUUCAUACCUUGCAGUCAGACGUGCGGACGUGGAACACAAUCCAGUACACUUGAGUGUGUAGACGUAGUCAGUGACCGAACUGUAGCCGACUUCCUGUGUGAAAGUUUAAUCAAACCAGGCUCGAUAACUCAAUAUUGCAACGCUUUUGACUGUCCACCAGCCUGGCAUGUUAGCGAGUAUGGCGUAUGUUCUGUGCCGUGCGGUGGAGGAAGACAGUCACGAGACAUUGAAUGCGUUCAGAUGACAUCAAAUGGUGACAUGGAAACGUUGCCAUUAUACAGAUGUCCCGAUCCAGUUCCGCUAUCCGAAAGAUCUUGUAAUCUUAAAUUUUGUCAAGCAGAGUGGAACACGGGAGCUUGGGCAGAAUGUUCGGUUACGUGCGGCAUGGGAUUUGAAUCUCGGCCAGUGUUUUGUGUGAAACAUGUGACGAAUGAUUUACAGGUGAAUGUAUCAGAUCCAGAGUGCUUCGGGCCACGCCCACCAACCACGAGGCCCUGUCACUUUGGAGACUGUUAUGAAUUACAACAACUUCCGGAAAUAAAGGAGCGAAAAGGAACUUUUAUUCAAACCAAAAGAACGAAAAGAAUACCACUUUAUGUUGGAGAGAAGGCAAUUAUUUUGCCUAAUCAGUCGGUAAAAAUUAAAUGCCCGGUGAAAAAUUUUCAAAAGAAAUUAAUUUUCUGGACUAAAAAUCGCCGAUUGAUCCCAUUAGUUCCGGGACGUGUUCACGUUUCUUCCAAGGGUGCGCUUAAAAUAACACGUGCAGAUCCAAUACUUGACACGGGAAUUUUUACGUGCAGUGCGGGAUUGCUUCAUGCAUCUGUAAAUUUGACGUUUCAAACAAAACGUGAAGCAAAGUUGCAGUCGAAUAAAAUUUUAUAUACAAUUUUCCAUGCGAAUUCUAAUGAAAGCAAUUUUCAAGCCGAUGGUGCAUCUAAAAUGAAAAAUACAAAAUAUUUGCAUAUUAAUUCAAUAGAUGAGAGUAGCGCUUAUGAUUAUUCUAGUUUUACCACAUCAAAUUGGACAGAGUGUUCUGAGAAAUGUGGAUGGGGUACACAAACAAGAAUAGUCACGUGUAAUCACGUGACAGACAGGUUUAUAAGACUUUUACCGGAAGAAGAGUGCUUACAAAGAGGUCUGGAAAAGCCUAUGUCCUGGAGAAAGUGUAUUACUGAGCCAGAAUGCCCAACCUGGAUGGCUGGAAAAUGGUCAGAGUGCACUGACGAAAAUUGUGGAAAAGUAGGCCAUUCCGUGCAGAAGAGAAUUGUAACAUGUCACUAUAGGAAUGGGACUCUGGCUAAAGCAUAUAAAUGUAGCGGCGAACGUCCUCCUAGUCAACAGCAUUGUAAAAAUCCAAACUGCACAGCAGUAUGGCAGACAUCAAAAUGGUCGGAAUGCACACCAUUAUGUGGCGUCAAGAGAAAAAAGUUACGGACGUUAAGUUGUGUGUGGGUGACGACCAAACUUCCAGCAUUUAAUGUGUGUAGAAAUAAAGCCAAACCAUCUGUCUCAAAACCCUGUAAACCUGCGCCAUGCAGACAUAGCACAUGUGUUGACAGUUCCUCAUAUUGUGAUUUAGCUAGACAACUAAAGAUGUGUAGAUAUCAGAAAUUCCGCCGGAAAUGCUGUAAAACAUGCAUUAGAGCCAACAUAAGCUAGUGCUUGUGUAAACAGUUCCCAAUACUGUGAUUUAGUCGAACAAAUUUAAAGAUGUGUAGAUGUCACAUAUUCCGCCGGAAAUGCUGUAAAACAUGCAUUAGCGCCAAUAUAAGGCAGUGCUUGUGCAAACAGUUUUGCAUACUGUGAUUUAGUCGGACAAAUUAAUUAUGUGCAGAUGUCACAAAUUCCGCCCCCAGAAAAGCUGUCAUAUGCAUUACAGUGCCUGUGAAAAUAGUUCCGCAUACUGUGAUUUAGUCGGACAAAGGCUUAAACAUGUCUUAGAGCCAAAGUCAGCCAGUGCUUUAGUAAACAGGUCCGCAUACUGUGAUGUAGAUGAAAUUUCAUGAUGUGUAGAUAUCACAAAUUCCACUCGAAAUUCUGUAAAACAUGCAUUAGAGCCAGUAUAAGCUAGUGCUUGUGUAAACUGUUCUGCAUACUGUAAGCUAGAUGAAAAAUUCCUGAUGUGUUGAUGUCACACACUCUACCAAAAAUGCGGUAAAACAUGCAUUAGAGCUAUUAAUAGCUAGUGCUUGCGUAAACAGUUCUGCAUACUGUGAUUUAGACGUACAUUUUGAAAGAUUUGUAAAUAUAAAAAAUUCCGUCGGCGGCGUUUGUCAGUAUUGCUGAAGUUGUUGAUGUACAUGUAUUGACCUUGCCUAAAAGGAUCAUUUCCUUUAUUUUAGAUCGGUGUUUUGGAUUAAUAAGUCGUAAUUUGUUAAUCUGAUCUUAUUCUUACUCCUCCAUUUCAUGGAAAUGAUUGUUUUCUUUUACCUUGACAAAGUAAUAUAGAAUAAAACUGA